ACAUGACGCUGGCGGCCGGCAUGUAAAAGUCCCCCUUUCCUCUCUUCCACCGUUGCUCGAGAUAAUUAUUAUUAUUAUUAUUAUUCCAUCUGCUAGCUAGCUAGUCUCUUUUAUCUCCCUUGAAUAUCUCCUCCGUGCAGUCACUGCUGUGCUCUGUCGGUCUGUCUCUCCACCGGCCCCGUAAGGCCGCAGGACGAGAGAGCUCUGCCUCUGCCACGUCUCGCUGCUCUGCCCCAUCUACGGCCUGACUGCUUGCUGGUUGCUGUGCCUGUACAAUGUCUGGUUGAAUAACCCCGUUUUAUUUGUUUUUUGGGAGCCCAACAUGCCGAUAUUUCAGGAUCCAGAGGCCCAGGGCCGGGAGUAUAGCUGCUGGUCUCCUGCCCUGCCUCUGCGCCGUCCUGCAACACCACCGCAGCAGCAGCAUCUUCUCCAGCACCAGCAACACCAUGAACAGCCGGAUCUAGCAGACGAAGAAGACGACGAGAUGAUGCUCGACCAGUCUUCUGCUGAUCAGAACAUGGAGACCGCCUGUCAUGGGCCCCCGACCAGUAGCCGUGAGGAGCUCAUCCGCAGAAUCAAGGACGGCCAAAGCCCUACCUGGAUCCCCAACCGUGCUCUCGAAGAAUACUUUGCUACGCAUGGUGACUCUCCGCUCGAGAGACUGGAGGAAAAGAAGCGGAAUGGCUCGCUUUUGCUGCCGUCUGUGGAGCUUGAACGGUCCCCGGACCAGGAGGCUCCCAGCUACAGAUCCUGUGGUUCUCCCGUUAGCAUUGAGCGGCCUAGGUCAGCACUUCAUUCAGGAGAUUUCCGCGAAGGGUCUCCCAAGCUGCUUGGAAUCGAACAGCUGGCUGAGUCGUCUUCUUGCGUUGCUUCUUCCUCUUCUUCUUACCAGGAGCCAGGAUGGGUAGACUCGAACAUCAAGAUACCUCCUGCACCGCUGGACCCCUUUGCCAGUCUCAACUUCGGCCACCGCCAGGCCCUGGCCUCUCUCACGGGGAGAUCCAGAGCCCCUUCUCUCGGCUCUGUCCCGUCAAGUUACGUCCUCAAGGCUCCCACAAGCCCGCUGGUCAUCCAGGCAAACAACCCAGACCUAGACUUCUCCGUCAAGGAUGAACAUAUGGACAUAUGUUCAACCAGCUCGGAAAAGGCCAACAGACGACGGACUCUGCCGCCAGAGACGUUUCGGAAUUUUCCUUCUUCCCCUUCUUCCUCUUACUACCAGGCACACCAGCCCCGGAGGUCUAUCACUUCCAUGCGGAGCUUGCAGAUGGCCUCGUCUCCCCAGGGAGCAGGACAUGAUUUUCUUCAUCCCAGACGGCCCUCUCAUUCUGCAGAGGCUUCUCCAUUACACCAUGCUUCCAUGGUUGGAUCGUUUGAAGAGUCUAUCCUCAGAGGCAGGAUGUCGACCAACCCAUCUAAACCACUGGAUUUCACCGCCGAAAUUGGCGUCCUCGGGAAGGGCAAUUGCAAGUCGAACCUGAGGUGUCCACCACACGUCACGGUCCCCUUCCCAGCAGUUUUCUACAGCUACUCAGGCUCGGCCAGCGGGAAGAACAUUGCAGAUGACAGUCCAAGUCCAUACGUUGGGUUUAUCGAUCUUGAAAACUCCCUGCCGGCUGAAAGCAGGCCUGCUACCAAAAAGCCAAAGAAGCAGGUUGCUCCUCGGAAGUGUCCCUGUCACCCUCCUGAAGAGAUCCCUUCUCCAGACAUAUCUCUCUCGCCACGCGGUGAGCUCAGAGCCAGAGAAAAGCGAUCUCGGCGCUCACAAUCCCCAAAGUCGCCGCCAGGAGGAUGCUAUCGCAUCCCACAGCAGGGACAGCUACAGAUCAUUAUCAAGAACCCAAACAAGACGGCUGUCAAGCUCUUCCUCGUGCCAUAUGACCUAGAAGGCAUGGAACCAGGAACGAAAACCUUCAUCAGACAACGAAGCUAUUCCACUGGUCCAGCCGUGGACAUACCACAGGCUAGCACCGCUACCCCUGACCCCCAGGAUAAACCCGUCCUUCGCUACCUGAUACACAUCAACAUCUGCUGUCCUUCCCGGGGCCGUUUCUAUCUAUACUCCGGCAUCCGUGCUGUUUUCGCAAACCGCGUGCCAGAUGGCAAGGAGAAGCUACGUAACGAACUACAGUACCCCGAGCCACGAUUUAGCACGUACAAAUUAUCCAAGGAAUCAGCCAGAUUCGCUGCCGAGAAGGCCCAACAGCACCGCCGUCGUAGCUCCGGUAUCAAACAAGGCAAUCGAGAUAGGGAGCAGAUCAUUCCCACUUCCUCGUCGUCUUUUACUUCCCAACCGCCCCAGCCUCCUUCUGCAUUUCAACUGCGUCCCCCAUCCCUGCACGCCCAGAUGUCCGACCCUCUGAACCUGCGAGUUGAUCAUGGGCGUGCAAAGGACCAGGAGAAUUCAUUUCCAAGCCCACUAUACAUGUCCCCCACAGCAUGGCAUAUGCGGCCUACCGCAGGCAUGCUAGAUACUUUUGACGGCAUAUCAGAUGCUCCCUCAACCUCUCCUCGAUCAAAAACGGCUCCCUUAACAUCCUUCACUCCCCAUUCGACCCAGGACGUCCAGCAACAGCAACAGCAACAGCAACCACAGCCACGUCAAGAACAGUCUAUACCCUUACCACCCAUACAAAAUCUCCAGCUACCACCCCUAUCAAACUCUAGACCCUCCAGCAGAUCAUCCAAUGCCGAAAGUCUGCUAUCUCUCAAACUACGGGAUCUGAACGAGUCAUCUCCUCCGUCACCAUAA
Molecule: messenger RNA, 2752 nt
Organism: Trichophyton rubrum CBS 118892
Lineage: Eukaryota; Fungi; Ascomycota; Eurotiomycetes; Onygenales; Arthrodermataceae
Exons: 2
Coding region: 323-2752 (809 amino acids)
Source: RefSeq, a predicted model, not a curated record